AUGGCCACCAUCAAGGCCAUCGAAGCUCGUUCGGUCCACCAAAUCCAAUCUGGCCAAGUUAUAGUCGACCUAUGCUCUGUCGUGAAGGAACUGGUGGAGAACAGCCUAGAUGCGGGAGCAACAUCUCUAGAUAUCCGGUUCAAGAACAACGGGUUAGACUUGAUCGAGGUUCAAGAUAAUGGAAAGGGAAUAUCCCCAGACGACUACGAGACAGUUGCUUUGAAGCACUACACCUCUAAGCUGUCAAAAUUCGAUGAUUUAUCCUCCCUUCAAACCUUCGGUUUCCGGGGAGAAGCCUUGUCUUCCCUCUGUGCCCUUUCCAACUUCCACAUCAUUACCGCCCAAGCACACGAAGUCCCUAAAGCGUCGCGAUUAGAAUUUGAAAUUUCCGGAAAGCUUAAAAGCACACAUACAGUAGCAGGCCAAAAGGGAACCACUGCAUCGGUCGAAAAUCUUUUCAACAGACUUCCCGUACGACGACGGGAGCUCGAGAAGAAUAUCAAAAGAGAAUAUGGCAAGGUACUGGGCCUUCUGCAUGCCUAUGCAUGCGUCAGUACCGGGGUUCGAUUUAACGUCAAAAACCAAAUGCCUAAGGGGAAGAGUGUCGUGGUUUUUGCUACCAAAUCGAAUACCUCGACGAGCGAGAAUAUAUCCAAUAUAUAUGGAGCUAAAAUUCUCCUCGCCUUGACCCCUCUUGACCUCGAAUUGGAAUUUAAGCCUAGCGGAAUGGGAAAACGUUUGAUUGGGGCUGGUACUAAUGACCCGAAUAAAAUAUUCGUUCAAGGCCAUAUCUCGAGACCUAUUUUUGGGGAGGGAAGGCAGACUCCCGACCGCCAGAUGUUUUUCGUCAAUUCGCGCCCAUGUGGUCUUCCGCAAAUCGCAAAGGCAUUUAAUGAAGUGUAUAAAUCCUUUAACAUCUCGCAGUCUCCAUUCAUCUUUGCCGACUUUAAAAUGGAUACGAAUUCUUACGAUGUUAAUGUUUCCCCUGAUAAACGUACUAUUUUGCUCCAUGACGCCGGCGCUCUCAUAGAGUCAUUGAAGGUGUCUUUGACUGAAUUAUUCGAGCGUCAAGAUCAAACGGUCCCACAAUCUCAAGUUUCUGGAAAGCAGUCCAUGUUGCAGCAUUCCUCGGGCACAAAUAUUCCUAAAUUCAUCUCUAAAAAAUCUGUGGAAUCAAGCGCGCCUCAACAUUCUAAGGAAAUUGGGGAAGCUGAUGGAAAUAACGAGGAGGACGAGCAAAGGGCGAUGAGAGCUUUCGUACAACGUUUUACUGGUAAUAGUACAACCGCAUACGACAUCCCUGAAAUCCCUGAAACCCAAGAGAACGCGGCGGUCGCGGACUCCCCCCAGUCCGCGGAAGAAUAUUCAAUUGCGAACGAAGGUGUUCCGCAACCCGUUACUACAUCCCAAGGGGUUGAGAAAAAUAUAUCUCCCCAAUACCAAUCUUGUGAAAAUGAAAAGAACAACUCGGCAACCACUUCCGCCCCAGUUUUAGAUGAACUCUCCGAAAAUCGAGCUAACUCAGCCUUUACUCUUGCAUCCUCCCUUCUAAGACAGCAACCGCUUCAGUCGGUACGGAGCAGUCCGGCGAAACAUACACCCAAUGUGAUCAAGAACGCCUUCGACCGAAUGCGACCCAGCAGACCACCCCCCGAGCUCGCUACUAUUACAGUAGGAAACCGAACGGUCACAUCAACGAUAGGCAGAGAACAAACCAAGCGAAAAUUUGGAACAACAAGCCUUGGAGGUUCAUCCUCUCGUCCAAAGCGCCGAAUUCAUGUUUCAACUAGCAAAAGUAAACUCGGGCAGGGUCUACGAUCGUAUGCGGCACCAGGCACUCAAAUGGAUGAUGGACUGGAAAGCAUCAGCAGCAGUGGUGAACAAGGUCCCUUAGACGCUGACUCAGAAUCCGAGUCCGAUGAUCAUGAUGAAGAACUGGAUGAAAUCCACUCUGGACAGGAAAAUGAGCAUGAAUGUGACGACAGUGGGAAACUAAUUGGACGAGACGACAUGGAAGUAGGAAAAACAACAGAACUACAUGAUGAACCCGAGGUAUCCGAUUCUGAUGCAAGUUAUGUGGACGAACAGGAGAAAAGGGUUAGAGAAGAAGCGAGAGUUGCAGAGCUGAUACAAGCCGCGGAAGAAAAGGCGUCCAUUCCCUCAGAAGAUACUAUACGAAGAGUCAACAAGAUAUCUAAACGACCGGUUGGCGGAGCGUCCACAGUCGAUCUGGUAGGAUCUAUUAAUGGGUCAUUGGCCAGGAUCAAGGCUCAUGUUAGGUUGCUUCAGGAGGAACUACAGAACAUUAACAACACUAGUUCUACCAUCAGCGAGGGAGAGAUAACCGAGGAGCUUGGCGAGCCAGGGUCAUCAGAAACACGGCUAUCUCUCUCUGUCUCGAAGGAGGACUUCGCUAGAAUGCGCAUCAUCGGACAAUUCAACCUGGGAUUCAUCAUCGUAACACGACCACGGGGGAACCCAAAUGAUCCGAGGGCAUUCCCAAGUCACAAAAAUGACGAAGUAUUUAUAAUCGACCAACACGCAUCGGAUGAAAAAUACAACUUCGAGCGCCUCCAGGCCGAAACUGUUGUGCAAAAUCAACGACUGGUCAAGCCAAAAAUCCUAACCCUCACGGCUGUUGAAGAGGAAAUCAUAAUCGACAAUUUGCCUGCACUGGAAAAGAACGGGUUUGUUGUGGAGGUCGACAGGAGUGGUGACGAGCCCAUCGGGCGCCGAUGUAAACUCACCAGUCUACCACUCAGUAAGGAAAUGGUAUUCGACACACAGGAUCUUGAGGAGCUAAUAGUUCUGCUUGGUGAAUCCCCGCAAACACAAUCUGCAUCAUCACCAUCGUCAUCAGAUUCCGUCCUUACCCCCACCACACUUGGAAGUAAAUAUAUUCCUCGUCCAAGUAAAGUUCGCAAGAUGUUCGCGAUGAGAGCCUGUCGGUCUAGCAUUAUGAUUGGGAAGACGCUUACUAACAAGCAGAUGGACCGUGUCGUGAGACAUAUGGGGAUGAUUGAUAAGCCGUGGAAUUGCCCUCAUGGACGUCCGACAAUGAGACAUCUUAUGAGUUUGGGGGAGUGGAGUGCGUGGGAUGAAUGGGAGGCUGCGACACAGUUAGCAUCGGAAGAUGGUAAUGACGUGCGUCCAAGUACUGGGAUAGCUGUUUGGAAGAGGUUCCUCUCCGACUUGGACGAAGAUUAA
This is a messenger RNA of Histoplasma mississippiense, 3207 nucleotides long. RefSeq lists its product as hypothetical. NCBI's taxonomy places the organism in Eukaryota, Fungi, Ascomycota, Eurotiomycetes, Onygenales, Ajellomycetaceae. The record is from RefSeq and is a predicted model, not a curated record. Gene Ontology annotation, biological process: mismatch repair. Gene Ontology annotation, cellular component: MutLalpha complex. Gene Ontology annotation, molecular function: mismatched DNA binding; ATP hydrolysis activity; ATP-dependent DNA damage sensor activity. The transcript is spliced from 4 exons. Bases 1 to 3207 code for a protein of 1068 amino acids.